Molecule: messenger RNA, 3185 nt
Organism: Notothenia coriiceps (black rockcod)
Lineage: Eukaryota; Metazoa; Chordata; Actinopteri; Perciformes; Nototheniidae
Gene: znf687b
Product: zinc finger protein 687b
Exons: 8
Coding region: 159-1976 (605 amino acids)
Source: RefSeq, a predicted model, not a curated record
CAGGCGUGCUCUCCUCUUCGUCCUCCUCUCCUCCAGUCUCCUCUUCUUCUGCCACCCCCGCCGCCUCUGCCAACUCCAGCCCCCUGAAGGACGCUUCCUCUCCGGCAGCAGCUCAGCCUCGAACGGUCCGCCGCGCACCUCAAGGCCCCCAGGCCCUGAUGCCCCUGCCCUGCAAGAAGGCCGAGGGGCUGCAGUAUAACAGCUUCAAAUGUCCAGAGUGCCAAACACAGUUCUCUGGCAAGGCGGAGCUGGUCACUCACUUCCAGCAGAUCAGAGCUGCUCCCAACUCAACGUGUACGCAGUGCUCGCCCCCCAUGAUGCUGCCUAACUCGUGUGCAGUGUCGGCCCACCAGAGGAUCCAUAAACACCGAGCGCCUCAUGUCUGUCCUGAGUGUGGGGGGACCGCCCGGCAGGCCAGCUUCCAGACUCAUCUGGAGGAGGCCUGCCUGCACUUCGCCAGGCGCAUCGGAUACAGGUGCUCGAGCUGCCAGGUUGUGUUCGGAGGGUUGAACUCCAUCAAGUCCCACAUCCAGACCGCUCAUUGCGAGGUCUUUCACAAGUGCCCCAGCUGCCCCAUGGCCUUCAAGUCUGCACCCAGCGCCCAGAGCCACAUCAGCACCCAGCACCCAACGCUCACUGGGGGACAGGCCAAAAUGAUCUACAAGUGUGUGAUGUGUGAUACGGUGUUUACCCAGAAACCCCUGCUGUACAUGCACUUUGACACUCACUUAGCCAAGCAAAAAGUGCAUGUGUUCAAGUGUCCUGACUGCACCAAGCUCUACGCCCAGAAAGGAUCCAUGAUGGAGCAUAUUAAGACGGCUCACAGAGGCCCAUCAGCCAAACAGACGGAGUCUCAGUCCGACGCCUCGGCCCCCCCCUCGGCCCCCGCCAACACGUCCGCCUCCUCUGUCCUCAAAUCCAAAUCGUCUGGAAAACCAGACAACUCAGACGGAGAGGACUGGGGUCGGGACCAGGAGGAGGAAGAGGAGGAGGAAGAUGAUGAAGAUGACGAUGCUGACGAUGACUUUGAGGCUCCAGGCGGUAACUCGACCGCCCCGGGGGGCAGCAUUCAGCCCCCCGCCCCAACUGAGUGGACCUGCCCUCAGUGUCAGACCACCUUCACUGACAACGACGACUAUCUGAGUCACGUGAAGACGGAGCAUGGCAAGUUCCCAUGUCGUAUUUGUGGAGGCACGUUCAGCACGUCUUCCAGCCUGAGACGUCACGAGCGAGUCAUUCAUGAGGGCAACAAGAGGGUCUUCCAUUGCCAAUAUUGCACAGAAGGGAAACGCACCUUUGGUAGUCGGUUCCUGCUGGACAAGCAUAUCCGGCUCCAUCACAGAUCCACAGACGGACAGGAAAGACCCAUGACCAGGAAGCGAGCAGCGACAGGGGGGGAGGGGCCCGGCAGCUCCUCGGAGCAGGACGGGGAGGGGGGGCCACCUGGAGCCCAGGGGGGAAACGAGGAAGAGAACACAGAGGAGGGUGAGGAGGCUCCUUCAGGUCCCCCAACUCCUGCCAAGAGGACCAGGCAGUCCGCUGCAUCGACAUCGCUGGCCCCCAACGAGCUGGAGGAGGAAGACAACGUUUUCCGCUGCGUCCCCUGCGGCUUCUCCAGCGAGGACGGGCCGGAGUUCCAGCGCCACAUCCCCCAGCACCGCGCAGACACCGCCUCCUUCCAGUGCCUGCAGUGCGGCGUCUGCUUCGCCUCGGCGGGCUCCCUCAGCAGGCACCGCUUCAUCGCUCACCGCGUGCGGGACAACCAGGGCGACGCAGACCGCGGCCCCCCCCGCGCUCACGGCUCCCCCGACGGCUCGCCCGACGGCUCCCCUCAGGCGCAGGGCGAGGACGGAGACGGGAACAUGAGCUGCAAGGUGUGCGGCCGGCGGUUCGACAAGGCCUCGGACCUCAAUACCCACUUCAGGACCCACGGCAUGGCCUUCCUCACCGCACACAAGACAGACAAGCCCCAGUAGAGGAGGGGAGGGGGGGGCUCGGAGAUCAUCUACGAGGAGUCGACAGGAUGUAGAAUAUGAAUGUUAAUCCUGAGAAGAAACAGCUGCUUCCUGUGCAGUUUUUUUUUAGCCACAUAAACAGUUUUACUCUAAUCUACGGCACCUCUUCUUUGCGAUUGUAACUGCAUGUUUGAUCAUGUGACUGAACACACACCAGUGAUAGACUCCUAAGUGGAAAGGCUCUCAAACGGCCCAGAGGAAAGCAUUUAUAUAUCAGCCAUACUGUGUUCAAUACGUUGUCCUUCCAUUUCACUCUGCACUGACUGUAGCCACUUGCCUGUUUUCCAUGUAACACUAAUAUACAUAUGCCCCGCCCCCCCACUGUAUCCUGACAGCUGUAGUGCCGAUAUUUUUGUACCUGACAUUGUUUGUGAUUUUAUACGUUUGUCCAUGUUCAUUAUUUCCAGCAUGAGAUCAUUUUUAUUGUUUAAAACUGAUCUCGAGACGCAUGAAAAGGGGGGGGGGUGUUUGAAGAAUUCAACCCAGAUUUUUAUGUUGCUAUAAUAUUUAUUUAUACGAAACACAUUACUGCUAUUGGUAUUUCUGUGAGUCGGACAUGUUGAGAUUUAGGAAGGAAGUCAUUAGAGAUGGGUUACUGGAGGUCUGUAAGCUGUGUAGUGUGCAUAAUGUGCGUUAAUCGUCAAGCUAGAAGAAGAGCGGUCAGGCGUCCUGCCAGUAGAAUAUGUGUACGUUUAGCCCUGUAAAUACAUAUUACACUAAAAGAAAGCAUUCUGGUUUUAGUAACUUGCUAUGAUAAUGUGAAUACGUAUAGUAUUUGUAUUGUUCCCUUUCUUUUAAAAAAAGUUUAAAAUAAUUCCCCCCCAGAGGUAGCUAUACAUUGUAAUUACAGAGCGGAGGGAGGGCGCGGGGGUUGUGUUGUCUUAAUGUGUAUGAAUACAAACGUUUAUCUCGUGGGACAGUUCUUUUUUAUCGACAGAAUCAGUGCUUGCUGUACUCACUAUUUAUUUUAUAUGUUUUUAAAAGCAGCCUUCAUGGUCAUGUGACGGAGGCCUUCUUUUGUUUGUAUCUUUUAUAUGUCAUGAUAUCAUAUUUAUAUAGCUCAAUAGUGGAACAUCUUAUGUCUUUUUCUUUUCCAUGGUUGUGGUCUGCUUGCCAUACACUUUGUGCUGUUUUGAAAAUAAAUGUGUAAAAGAGACAAUUGACUUCAUC